Messenger RNA from Sordaria macrospora k-hell, 1578 nucleotides. The record is from RefSeq and is a predicted model, not a curated record. NCBI's taxonomy places the organism in Eukaryota, Fungi, Ascomycota, Sordariomycetes, Sordariales, Sordariaceae.
AUGAGCGACAAGAAAACGGGCAUCACCGUCUUCUCCGGAGGCCGUCUGGUCCGCCUCAUCCCCAACCCCUCCAACGACCAAGAAAAAGCCGCCCUUAAGGCGCUCUUCGAGUACCGUCUCCCCGGCGACCCCUCGAAAGCCCGCAUCGAAUGGCUCGACAUCGUCGAAGCCCGCCAUCUUCUCUGGGCUUACAUCUCUUCUCCAAAGCGAGAACUCAUCCGGUCCAUCCUCAACACCUUGAACCUCGAGAUCGUCAAGCGAGCCCGACCGACGUCCACCUUCAACUUCGCCGAAGCCUCUAUCGGCAACAUGUUCCUGACCGGCGCCCGCAUCUUUUCGGGAUCCUUUGAGUCCGCCAUCUAUUUGUUGUCGAUGAUCUGCUCCAUCCCGCCCAACGUCAACGUCUUACCAGCUAUCAACUCCAAUUUCACGCACCAUAUUUCUGCUGGGCUUGAAGACGGCACAACUAUCGCGGGCCAGGUGGCUAUCAGCCACCCGAGUGCUCCGACUGCGUUGCCAGAUGACGUGAAGAUCUCGCUCGCUACGCCCUCUUUUCCUCCGCUCCUGCAUGGCGGACACGGCCACGGAGCCCCAUCCUUUUCUUCCGCCGCAACCCUCCACCCCGCUGCCAUGGCCAUGGCCAUUCAUAACGGCCACCCUCCACCUCAACAUUUAACCGUCCGCUCCAGCAUCACCACGUCCACUGUUUCCACUGCCCCCUCCUCCGUACCCACCACAUCCUCAUCCGUCGCCACUACCCCCACCAAGUCCAGUUUUCCCCGUCCCGGCAUAAGAGCCCGCUCCCAAACCGAAACAGAAGACGCCUCCCUCCCCGGCUCCCUCCCCUCUCUCCGAACGCAAAACAUCUCCUUUUCCAAAUCCGACUCCGACGAAGCCGACCAGCUCUCGGCAAGAAUAGAGCGGGUGUGGUACAUUAACCCCUACGGGCACGAGAUCUGGCCCAACGCGAACCCAAAGGUGAUCGACGCGCUGGCGGUGACGAAAAUGGUGGUGUAUAGCAUUGGCAGUUUGUGGACGAGUAUUGUGCCUAGUCUUGUGUUGAGGGGGGUUGGGGAGGCUAUUGCUGGGGAUGUUGAUGCGGACAUCGAAGGGGAAGACCAGGAAGGGGACGGAGAGGUAAAUGGGAAGGUGAAGAAAGUACUGGUGCUCAACGCGACAAUCGAUCGUGAAACGGGACCCAAGUCAAAACCCAUGACAGCGACGGAUUUCGUUAGAGCGGUGGCCAAGGCCGGGGAGCAGAGUCGGAGGAGUGAUCCUCAUUAUCAUUAUCGUGCUGAGGAGAAUGAGUCUACCGAUGCUGAUGGUGGAGAUUCAGAAGAAGAACGAGAAGGGCGGUUGUUGAGGAAAUAUGUUACUCAUCUUGUUUACCUUGAUGGGCAGGAAGUAGGUGGACGGCUGGCGAGGACGGGAACAGCGCCGAAAGUGGAUGUGAAGGAGUUGGAAAGGUUGGGGAUUAGGUGUGUUAGGGUGGAGGGUAGGAUGCAGGAGGAUGGGAAGGGGGUUAGGUAUGAUGAGGGUGGGUUGGGGGAUGCUUUGGAGGGGAUUAUUGAUGAGUAA